CAGGGAAGAGCCCGAAUGGCAGUGCAGGUGGCCAUUCUGCCUUCUCCCCGGUGUCUCUUUGAUGACCCCAUCCAGAUCUGUGUGGUGGGUCUCCUGCCGCAGCAGGCAGUCACGCUGCGAGCCCGCUUGCUCGACGAGAGCGGGGAGCUCUUCCAAGCCCAUGCUCGCUAUCGGGCCAGCAGCAGUGGAGAGCUGGACCUCGCUCGCUCCCCGGCGCUGGGCGGCAGCUAUUCCGGAGUGGAGCCCAUGGGGCUGCUGUGGUCUCUGCAGUCUGAACAGCUCUAUAAGCGCCUGGCAAAGAGGAAUGUCCUGACCCCGUUCUGUGUGGACUUAGAAGUGUAUGAUGGCCACGGGGACAUGAGCCAGUUACUGGGAAAAUGCACCAAUGAGCGAAGGUUUUUAGGAGAGGGAGUGAAGAGGAUUUCAGUCAGAGAAGGCCGUCUUAAAGCAACUCUCUUCCUCCCUCCUGGAUCUGGUCCGUUCCCUGGGCUUAUCGAUUUGUACGGAUCUGGAGGAGGUCUUGUUGAAUACAGAGCAAGUCUUCUGGCUAGCAGAGGUUUUGUGACACUGGCUCUGGCUUACAUGGCCUUUGAAGAUCUCCCUGCUAUGCCACAGGUUCUUGAACUGAGUUAUUUUGAGGCAGCUGUAAAUUUUUUGCAGAAGCAACAACAGGUGAAAGAUACUGGGAUUGGCGUUUUGGGCUUGUCUAAGGGAGCUGAUCUAGCCCUUUCCAUGGCCACGUUUCUACCUGGCAUCAAGGCAGCUGUCAGCGUUUCUGGAAGUGGUUUUAAUUCUUUCGUUCCUCUGCGGGGUGAUGGUUUUACUGUUCCUCCCCACCCUUAUGAUUUGGGAAGGAUAAAGUAUGAGUCUGGCCUGGCAGAUUUUAGAGAUAUUCUAGAUGAUCACAGGGACCCAGAGACUUGGAGUUGUCGCAUUCCCUUGGAGAAGUCCUUGGCUAAGUUCCUCUUCCUGUCAGGAUUGGAUGACGCAAACUGGAAAAGUGAGCUCUAUUGCCAGGAUGCUGUUCAGCGCCUUCAGCAGCAUGGACGGAAAGUGGAGUUUUACUCUUAUUCCGGAGCAGGACACCUCUUGGAGCCCCCGUACUUCCCGCUGUGUCAGGCCUCCAUGCACAAAGUGCUUGGGUUGUUUGUGCGGUGGGGAGGGCAACGGAGAGAGCACGCCAAAGCCCAGGAAGAUGCUUGGCGUAGGAUUCAGGCCUUUUUCUGGCAGCACCUGAUGGACUUGGAGCUUCCCAAGAGCAAUCUGUAGUAGAAGAGUGUCAAAAAUGCUGUCAGGAUUAGU
This is a messenger RNA of Tinamus guttatus (white-throated tinamou), 1302 nucleotides long. RefSeq names its product acyl-coenzyme A thioesterase 1. Lineage: Eukaryota; Metazoa; Chordata; Aves; Tinamiformes; Tinamidae. Gene Ontology annotation, biological process: fatty acid metabolic process; acyl-CoA metabolic process. Gene Ontology annotation, molecular function: fatty acyl-CoA hydrolase activity. The record is from RefSeq and is a predicted model, not a curated record.